Durusdinium trenchii is the source of this 2838-nucleotide messenger RNA. The record is from the annotation of a GenBank genome assembly. Lineage: Eukaryota; Dinophyceae; Suessiales; Symbiodiniaceae.
AUGUGGCAGCUCUAUUUCUUGUGGACAGUGGAGGGGUCUUGGUGCCAAGCCCUCGACAAUACCUGCAGUGGGCAGCGCCACAAUCUGGUCAAACAGGUGCCGCCAACUCUCAACGGCAAGGGGAAACCUGCACGCUUUUUGGAUUGGGAUGGUGAUGGCGACACUGAUGCUUUGGUCAAAGACGGAGACGGCGGGAUUUGGCUAUAUGAACGGCUCGCCAACGACACUUUUGACAAACAGGCGCUGGUGAUGUUCACACCUGUGGAAGGGCAAACGCAAAGUGGUUUUGAAGUUGUUGAUUGGAACAGUGACGGGGAACUGGACCUCCUGCACUGCAAAGUGGUGGAAAACAUGGUGACAGUGAGUUUCUUGAGGCGUUCGUUUUUUCAUGGUUUUCCGGCAUUGAACGAAUCGAACUUCGAAACAACCGUGCUGUUGACGAAUGGGUCGCGAUGUGAAAUGCUUGCCGUCGAUUUUGAUGAAGAUGGUGAUGUAGACCUCAUCCUUGGUGAAACGGUGAGGAGGUGGCAAUGGAAGUAUGGCAGGUAUUUUGAACGCGUUGCCGCCCAACUGGUGGAACGAGUGGGCCUAGAGAAUCCUUUACUAAGAUUUGGCACUGUACUGGCAAUGGCAGACAUGGAUGGUGAUGGGCGUUUGGAGGUGUUGACGGAAGGUUGGGUCUCAGCUGGUUCGCACUCCAGGGACGUUCGUUUCAAUUACUUUCGCCGUGCUGCCGAUGGUAGCUUUGUGGAGCCGGCUGACAACCCUCUCGCCGACAUCAAGAUCGGGAGCCCCGAUCGUAAGAGCCGGGGCCCGCUAGGCACUACGACAGCCACAACGUGGCCACCACCUUCACUGGUGGGAGGAAACCCUCGUGCAAAGGGCAUCUGGCUCUGCGAACUUGUGACAGGACGUGCAGUUGCAGGUGAAUUUUGUAUUGGAAAGGUGAAGUGGGUGAAACCAGAGAGAGCCACCAAAGCACCCGUUCGUGAGGAAGGAAAGAAGAGGAAAAAACAACAACUCGAGAAGCUCGAAUUUAAGCAAGAAGAGAUCCAGGGAGACAAGAUCAGUGCGUUGGUUGCGCGGUGGAGGUUCUGGGAGCUGGCAACCUAUAGUGGGCAGAGCUUCGCAGAGCAACAUGGUGAAGGAGGAGCAGAGUGGAGCGCCAGGAGGUUCUAUCCAAAGCUUUGGAAGAUCGAGGCGAUGGCGGAAGAGAGUUUGAGACUCAUCUCAACAGCCUUGGAGAGGCUGGCUGGGAUUAUUGAGCGAUCAGACCAGUCAGUUGAGUGUGGAAGUGAGGAGCCAGAGGAUGAAAUGUUCUAUGAUUGCUUGGAACCAACAGUCUGGGCACUUCAAGGAGGCCCCAUCGUUGCACUGGAUCUACAACAGGUGGAAACUGAAGAGACCGCUUUUUACAUGAUCCAGAUGGUCAGCGUGCCAGAAAUGGAGGAAGAAAAAUGCCAGCUUUUCCCCACCGGGAUUGGGGUCAACACCACGGGCAACUUUUCUUUCUUGGGGGCUGCCAUUGGAGAUGAGGCAUAUUGCAAUCGCCACACAUUUUCGACACGAGUUGAGCCGGCCAAGCCAUGCCUCCAAGCCUUGGCCGAUCUCCCAGAUGCCCAGACGGCGAUGCUCCUCCUCCGGCAUUGCCAGUCUCACGUCAAACUCACCCACGCCAUGCGGGUCACGCCCCCUCACGGCCAUGGCCCAGCGCUUCGAGCCUUUGAUGAGCAGGUGCAAGCCUGCCUCGAACAAAUUGGGGGGCUGCCCUUGACCCAGAACACCUGGCUACAAGCCAGUCUCGCUAUCAAAGCUGGCGGGCUGGGUCUUCGCAGCACUGCCUUGCAUGCCCCUGCGGCCUACAUUGCGUCCAUCACCCAUCUUGCUGCCUCGUGCACGGAGCUUGACCCUACCUAUCGGGUGGUGCCUCCCCCGGUCCACCAGGCUUUGACCUCAUACAACCAAGUUGUUUUGCCUGAGGACCAAAUCCACUCGUUGGCCCCGUCCUACCAACAACGGGACUUGUCGGCCACCGUGGACAAGGCGCAGCAGGCGCACUUGAUAGCUGCCACCACUGGCGAAGCAGCCAAAGGCCACCUCCAACUGGUCCAACAACCCGGGGCCGGAGCGUGGCUCACUGCCCUACCAGCUGACAAUCUCGGCCUUCACAUCAACACCCAUUUGUUCCGAGUUCUCCUCCGACUGAGAUUGCGCCUUCCCAUUGCACCGUCCGACGGCUUUUGCCCUCUUUGCGAUGGGGUGGCGGAUUCCUUUGGGACCACGCUCGAGUAUGCCCAUUUGGCUGCCGCUGGCCUCAGCCCAGAGCUAGAGAAACCUGGCUUGCUUCCUGCUCGGCCGGAAGAUUCGGGCCUAUGCGAAGCUGGAGUGUCGUUGAACCAGGCUUCCGCACGUCGACCUGCCGACGUGUGGGUUCCAGGCUGGGGGCUCCAUGGCCCGGCUGCCUUCGAUUUUGCAGUUUCCAGCGGACUUCGCUCUGGCGUGCUCCCUUCUACUGUUGGCCAUGGCGGCCAUGCUGCGCUGGUUUACGAGGAGCGUAAACGCAUGCACCAACGAACCGAAGCCCAGUGCCGGGCACAAGGCUUACAGUUCUUGCCUAUAGUUGCCGAAGGAUGCGCUGGGGGUUGGGGGCCCACGGCCAUGGCUGUCUUCCGGCAAUUGGGGAGCUUCCUCGCUGCUCGAACCGGUGACUCCACCAGCAAGAUGACUGAGCAAUUGAUGCAAGGUUUGAGCAUCACCUUGCAACGGGAAAAUGCCAGAGCCGUCGUCCGCCGCCUCCCCGACGACUCUGCUUCCUUCAACGCUUUGUCCGAGCCAUGA